CCCAGCUUUUCCGAUGUUGCUGAUUUCGCUAUACCGCCCAGCACUUCCCAUACUUCAGUCUUCUUCAAUCCUACGGCAGACGAUGUAGCAGCCAUCCAACAGCUCCGAACAGAGUCCCUCGCCACAGACGCACCUCUACCACGUCCUCCAUCCGCCGUAGUCCUUGGUGCAGACCUUCUCAAUGCUGCGCGGAUAGAUCACCGACAUAGUAGUCCUGUGGUUGGCAUGGCACGGAAGAAUCGCACCGGCAAGCUCAAGCGGGCGAGCUUGAUCCCCGAGAGUGCCAGAACGAACCUCGCUGUGCGAGGUGAUGUUUACGAGAUGGAGCUUAGUCCGGAAAAGGGAAAAUACGCGUUACCAGAGAAGGUGAACAGAAAGCCGCUUAAGAUUGUAAAGAAGAAGACACAUGCGGUCGAGAAGCCCAGGCUGGUAGAGGAUCCGGCUUCUACCGAUCCAGCUAUGCGCUCUUCUCCACCCCAAGUUGCCCCAGUUGGAAGCGACAGCAUUGCCGUUGAUACCGCCAGAGAAGAGAUUCCUUCAAGUAAAGCAGAUUCCCAUGUCGAUGCACCCGGAGAUGUAAGAAUCGAGGAGAGCCUUGAUAAUGGGAAACCCAGAUGCACAGCAGUCUUCUACAAGCAUGAUAAAACCACGGGCCCAGCUUACAGGCAAUGUUUACGCACUGGCACCGGUCAGACCGACGAUGGUUUCAGAUGCGGAAUUCACCUCAGUAAGCCCCCUACUGUUCGUUGUGAGGAGACGGUGAUUUCCGGCAAUGUUACUACGCAGUGCUACAGGACUGCUUCUAAGGUAACCGCCAACGGUUCACGAUGUCCGACUUGUAUCGAACAACAAGGUUAUGAAGCAUCACCGCGUAGUAAGCGAAAGUCGGCACCGAUCCAUCAAGAGGACCAACCUGCGAAGAUUCUAAGAAGAAAAAGUGAACGUACGAGUAAGCAUGCAUCUUCCGAAAAGAAUGAAGACCAAGCGAGGGAUUUGCAAGAAGAGAGCUCGAAUCCAGCAUCCGCUAAGAAACGGGGGAGACCACGAAAGGAUGGUAGCGGUGCUUCUACCGAACUGAACCACCAACUUCCAACAAGAACACGCGAGAGCAGAUCCCUACCAGCGAUAUCGCAGGAAGUUCCAGCAGUGCCUGAAGAUACGCCUGGCGAUGGAAACCCAGAGUAUAAAAUUGACACAGUCUUCAGUUUUCUUGACCUCGAAGAACGUCAAGGGGCAUGCCAGACUAAACGUGCCAGGAAGGUCUUACGCAUGUGUGAAAAGUAUUGUGCAAACUUCCAGGAUGACACUCAUUCAAUAGACGCUGUCACGCAAGACGCCACGAAAAUACAACAGACGCUACAACAGACGCUUCAGGAUUACAGCACCGAAAUCGGGAAAAAACAUCAACUUUCAUUCAAGAGUGAUGCAUACAGCUUUGUCUUUCGCUCUCUUACGCUAUAUCUUCGAGACUUACAUGACUGGCUAGUCAAAACACACAAGUCUGCAACAGAGUCUUUAGAAAGCUUGCAUAUAAUAACCCCGUUGGUGCAGGAGAUCGUAGCAUUCAAUGACGCAAUCAGCCACUGGAAGGUCACUGUACCUCAGCGUCACAAGGGUGACAGAGUAGUCAAGGAUGUCCAAAGCCGACUAAUUGCACCCCUGCGGCGGGUCAGCCAUUCACUUCUUGUUCGUCUAAGCCAACUCCAGGAGGCAGAGGAACGUCGUGAGCAAUAUGAGGAAAUGGAACGGAGGGUCAGAGAACGCCGCGAUACACAGAGUGAACGAAUUCGAGCCAUCGAGGCAAUGGAGGAACGGAAGAAGCGCUGGCAAGACCUUCAUAUCGUUCGAAUGCAAUGCGAGCCUGAUGUAUACAGGCGACGCAAGCUGUUCCAUACCAGAUUUGAAGAUUUGGUGGAGAGAGAUGCAAAUGGUGUAGUUUUCGAACGAUUACCUAUCUUCAAAUCUCGCUCUGCUCCACCGCACAGUCAGGUUUCAGAGUUUGCAGAUGAGGUGGAAUGGACUGAAGAUGAAGAGACCGCUGUGCUCGAGGGGUUGCAGUACUGUGCGGGCCCACGCGUCUUUGAAAAGAUGUUCAAAACGUAUUGUGAUCCCAGGUCCUCACAUCCACGUGGGGGCGAUUUGCGUAACCGUAGUGUUGCAGAGAUCAUUUCAAAGGCGAGAUGGAUUCGGUCGACGAUGUUGACCCUGCGUCAAGAAAACGGUGAGCCGGUGGAGGACUGGGUGACUGGGAUUCCGAUUUUACCGUAG
Molecule: messenger RNA, 2268 nt
Organism: Bipolaris oryzae ATCC 44560
Lineage: Eukaryota; Fungi; Ascomycota; Dothideomycetes; Pleosporales; Pleosporaceae
Exons: 4
Source: RefSeq, a predicted model, not a curated record